This is a messenger RNA of Miscanthus lutarioriparius, 291 nucleotides long. The record is from the annotation of a GenBank genome assembly. Lineage: Eukaryota; Viridiplantae; Streptophyta; Magnoliopsida; Poales; Poaceae.
AUGCCGGGGCUCACCAUCGGCGACACCGUCCCCAACCUGGAGCUGGACUCCACCCACGGCAACAUCCGCAUCCACGACUACGUCGGCGACGGCUACGCCAUCAUCUUCUCCCACCCCGCCGACUUCACGCCGGUGUGCACGACCGAGAUGGCGGCGAUGGCGGGGUACGCCAAGGAGUUCGAGAAGCGUGGCGUGAAGCUGCUGGGCAUCUCGUGCGAUGACGUGGAGUCGCACAGGGAGUGGACCAAGGACAUUGAGGCGUACGGCGGCAGCAAGCACAAGGUGACGUAA